AUGAAAAACCUGAACAGCAGAAAUAGGCCUAAUGAAGCUGGGAAUGGCUAUGGUGCCAAGGAUUUUACAAGUUUUAAAUUUAAUCCAAACGCUCAACAAGUCAUCAAGAAGGGAGGUGCCGGGAGAAGGAAAGGUGUGCAUCAGAUGAAAAUAAGUGAAAUGCCUGAAUGUCAAGAAGAUGUUCAAAAAUAUUGUCACACCAAACAAAACAACUUCGCUAUUCUUGAUUGUUUGCAGAGUGACUUGCAGAUGGAGCAAUCUGUUUCAGUACCAUGCCAACAUGUUCUAUGGGUGUAUAAGAGAAACCUCACUAUGGAUAGUCGAUUUGAUUUAGCCAGUAAAGAAGUUUGUGAUUCAGACAUAAAUAAAAUAGAUGAAUGUAGAGAAUUAAAGAAUGGUGCAGAAACAGGAUUUGUUAUACCAUGUUUAAUAGAAAAUAUUGAAAAUGUUACUGCUAAAACUUGUCAACAAUAUUUAGCCAAGAUGGCUACCAUAGUAUUCAGUGAUUAUCGUUUAGUUCAUAAAUUUGUUGGUCAUUGUAAAAAUGAUAUUGAAAAGUACCAUUGUGGAAGACUGGAUUCUGGUUUUGAAAAUGAAGCGAUGCACAAUCAAGGAAAGACAAUUGACUGUUUAGCCAAACAUAUGUCUAGAAAAAGUGAUGCUUUAGAAAAACCAUGCAAAAAGCAAUUGCUUCGUACAUUAGAAUUGCAGUCAGAUGAUUUUCAUCUGGAUAGAAAAUUAUAUUAUGCUUGUCACGAAGACCGAGAACAUUUCUGUAAGGAUAUAAUUUCUGGUGGAGGCAAAAUUUAUGAUUGUUUAUAUUUACACUUAUCCAGUAAAGAAAUGAGCACUAAGUGCAGAGAAAGGCUAGAAUUACGUCAGAGGCUAAUAGCAGAAGAUGUUAAAAUUGAUAAAAUAUUUUACAUAGCAUGUCGCGAUGAUAUUGAGAAAAAUGAUUGUUCGGGAACAGAGAGCAGUAACCAUGAUCUAAAACGAGCUACCAUAUUACUGUGUUUAGAAACUGCAGUAAAAAAAGGUAAGAAGAUAUCAAAAUGUGAUUGUAUUGAGGAAAUGAAGCAAGUUAGAAGUAAUAUUAUGGAAGAUUUUAAUAUUAACCCUGACAUACUGGUUGGUUGUAAAAAUGAAAUAGAUGAGCAUUGUUCGGACAGAGGAAUCAAUGGUCAAACUAUACAUUGUUUGAUGUCUCUAGCUAAUGUAAAAAAUAAUGCCAACAAUCAGGAACUCAUGGGAACAGAGUGCAAAGCUGCAUUACGAACACUGAUUGAAGAAGCUGAUGUAGCCAGUGAUAUCAGUAUAGAUAAAGCAAUAUUAAAAGCGUGUAAACCAGUAAUAAAAACACUAUGUAGUGAUGAAGAGGAUGAUGGAAGUAUCAUGAAUUGUUUAAUGGAAAAUAUAGAUGAUGAUGAAAUGACCAAUAAAUGUGAAGAGAGAUUGAUAGAAAUACAGUAUUUCAUUGUUCGAGAUUUCAGAUUAGAUGCUAAACUGUAUAGAAAAUGUCGUAAGUUUGCCAAGAAGUAUUGUAAGAUGCCAGGAACUUGGUGGGUUUCAUCUAACGAACAUCCACAAAAACCUAAAAUUAUAUUUGCCUGUUUAUAUCGUAAAUUACAACAGAAAAAGAUCAAGGUAACACGAGGAUGUAGACAUGAAGUUCGUAGAGUAAUGAGAGAGAGAGCUAAAAGUGUUGAUUUAGCUCCAGAGAUUGAAGAAAGCUGUCUAAAAGAUCUGGGUAGACUUUGUUCUGAUAAAGCUGAUUUGGAACAUGGAGAGGAAAUGGUAUGUCUACAAGAUAACUAUGAUGAAAUACAAAAUGAAGAAUGUAAAAAACAGAUAGGGGAAUUAACAGAAGAUGAAGAUGAAGAUUAUACAAUUGACACUAAAAUUAUGAAAGCUUGUACUCCAAUGAUUAAAAACUUCUGCAAUAAUUUAUUAGAGCAAGAUUCUGAACCAGCAGAUGUUUUAGAAUGUUUGAUUGAACAUAAACAGAAUUCAAAGAUGGAUUCAAAAUGUGCAGCUGGAAUUGAACAUCAUCAACUUAUAUCAUUAAAACAUUUCAAAUUCAAUCAUAAAUUUAAAGAGUCCUGUCAGGCUGAUGUCAAAAAAUAUUGUGAAAGGAAAAAAACAAAAUUUGAAGUUGUAAGCUGUCUGAGUGAACAUGUCAGAAAUGAUACAUUAUUUGAUAAAACUCAACGUAUUAGUAAAAAAUGCCGUAAACAGUUGAGAGUGGAGUUAUUACAAAGGGAAGAGAGUAUAACACUAGAUCCUGUCCUCAGUGAAAAAUGUAAAAGUGAUGUUUUAAAUUUCUGUAAAGAUGUGCAGGCUGGAAAUUCUGAGGUUAUCAAAUGUUUAAAACGGCACCAACAACAAUUAUCAGAUUCAUGUCAUAAAAUAAUGUUUAAAAGACAGAGAGAUCAGUUUGCUAUUGCUGAUUAUGGUUUAGCUACAGCCUGUAAAAGAAUGAUUGAGGAACAUUGUGCAGAUAAAGAAACUGAAGUUGAUAUAUUAGAAUGUUUAAAAAGAUCUAAAAAUGAUGCUAAUUUUGAUAAUACUUGUCGUACAGUAAUAUUGAGAAGACAAAUAUCUCAAAGUAAAGAUUAUAGACUCAAUCCACAACUGAGUAAAAUGUGUCAAAAUGACAUUCCUAAAUUUUGUAGAAGUAUUUUAGAUAGUGCUAAAAAUGAUGAGGCAUUAGAAGGAAAAGUCAUAAACUGUUUAAAACAUCAAUAUGCUAUCAAGCGUUUAUCUAAAGAAUGUGCAUAUGAAGUAGGGGAUAGAGUGAAAGAGGCAGCAUCUGAUAUCAGAAUGGCACCACAAUUAACAAUCAUAUGCAAAUCAGAGGUAAGUUACAGACUAGCAGAAGCUUCACCAGGUCAAAUACAAGAAUGUUUAAAGAAAAAUCUGUUAGAUAGAAAACUAUCUGAUAAAGCCUGUAUGAAGGAAGUGGCAUAUUUAAUAGAAGAAGGACAGAUAGAUGUCAAUGUAGAUCCUUUAUUAAAUGAUGCCUGUCAACUAGAUAUUGUACAGUUUUGUCGCAAUGUAGAGAUUGGUGAAGGAAAAAUAAUGUCAUGUUUGCUGUCAGCAUUAGAAGAUAGUCCAACCAAAUUACAUCCCAAAUGUCAUAAAUUAUUAUCAAAUAGAAAACAAAUGUGGGAAUAUGCUGCUCAGGUUGCACCUCCUGAAUCAUUUCAAGAAGUUUAUGAAUCUAUAACACAAUCUCCUGCUAAAACCUACUUUCUGGGAGUAUUGGCAGCAGUGGUGGCAUUAAUAUUUAUUAUUGGUAUUUCGUGCGGGCGUGUGACGAAAAGGGUGAGGGCAGAGUUGAAAAAUAGAUAA
Lottia gigantea (owl limpet) is the source of this 3351-nucleotide messenger RNA. RefSeq lists its product as hypothetical. Gene Ontology annotation, cellular component: Golgi membrane. Lineage: Eukaryota; Metazoa; Mollusca; Gastropoda; Lottiidae. The coding region runs from base 1 to 3351 and encodes 1116 amino acids. The record is from RefSeq and is a predicted model, not a curated record. The transcript is spliced from 25 exons. Gene Ontology annotation, molecular function: fibroblast growth factor binding.